AAAAGGUGUUGUGCAGUCCUAAUGAAAGUUAAAAAUGGAGGGAAAAUAAACCCUAAUAAUCGGGCAAACUCAAAAUCGUGGUCCACGACUCCAUGCAACUUCCAUCAAAUCAAAUUCAACACACACAUCAUUGUUUCAUUCUCUUCACGUUCCACACUCCAUGGCGAGGCUACUUCGAAACGCCAACACUUUUCUCUUCAACCGUUCUUUCUUCAACCACGCCCUUCCAACGCGCUUUUGCUUUAAACAUGGAGUAUUGGGCACAUCUCAAAAUUUGAGCUUUUCAACUUGUAAAGGUAAGAAGCGCUCUAAAUCAGAUGGGAGUGACUCAAAUGAAGAGAACAUGUCUAAGAAAGAUUUGGCCUUACAACAAGCCAUGGAUCAGAUCACGUCUACAUUUGGAAAGGGAUCUAUCAUGUGGCUUGGUCGUUCUGUCACACCCAAAAAUGUACCUGUGGUGUCAACAGGUUCUUUUGCUCUUGAUAUAGCGCUAGGGAUCUUUGGUCUUCCAAAGGGACGUGUUGUGGAAAUAUUCGGUCCAGAGGCUUCUGGAAAAACAACUCUUGCUUUGCAUGUGAUUGCAGAGGCACAAAAACUAGGAGGCUACUGUGCCUUUAUUGAUGCUGAGCAUGCACUUGACAAGACACUUGCCGAGUCUAUUGGUGUAAAUACUGAGAACUUACUUCUCUCACAGCCAGAUUGUGGUGAGCAGGCACUUAGCCUCGUAGAUACCUUAAUUCGGAGUGGUUCACUUGAUGUAAUUGUCGUCGAUAGCGUAAGUGUGGCUGCUCUUGUUCCUAAAGGCGAGCUUGACGGUGAGAUGGGUGAUGCUCACAUGGCAAUGCAAGCUAGGCUGAUGAGCCAGGCUCUUCGGAAACUGUGCCACUCCUUAUCACUUUCACAGUGUAUAUUGAUUUUUAUAAACCAGGUAAGGUCAAAGAUUUCUACGUUUGGGGGAUUCGGCGGGCCUACUGAAGUUACUUGUGGUGGCAAUGCAUUGAAGUUCUAUUCUUCUGUGAGGCUAAAUAUCAAAAGAAUAGGGUUUAUCAAGAAGGGUGAAGAGACUUUAGGAAGCCAGAUUCUUGUCAAAGUUGUGAAGAACAAACAUGCCCCUCCAUUUAAAACCGCACAGUUUGAGCUCGAGUUUGGCAAGGGGAUAUGCAAAGAAGCAGAGGUCAUAGAGUUGAGCAUAAAACACAAACUCAUAAAAAAGAGCGGUUCUUUUUACGAAUAUAAUGGCAAGAAUUUCCAUGGCAAGGAUGCUCUAAAAAAACACCUGAUCAACAGCGAUGGCUUGCAAGAAUUAACAACAAAGCUUAGGGAAAAGCUUCUCAAUGCUGAGACGGAAACAGUUUCAGAAUCCGAGGUGAUGGUUGAAGAAAUUUUAUCAUCUGAUUCUACUGAUGAAGAAGCUGUUGUGGGAGAACCUUGAAUUUAUGCAUAACCUUAAAAAAAAGUUUUCUUCACACUCGCAAGGGCGUGAGAGUAAUCUUCAAUCAAAGUAACUACUAUGAGUUAUGGUUGAGGAAUUGAUCAUAAUUAAUGCACUCAAAUGAAGGUGGCUCUAAAAUGCAACUGGUGCUUCCUAUGCUUGUUUGGAUUUUUCCUUACAGUGACGUGGCACAUUGCCUUUGUAAAUUAGAUUUUUUUUGGUAAUUUUAUGAUGGACAUGAGUCAUGUGGCAUUCGAAAGUUUUGUGGAUGAGGAGGAAUCAAGUUUUGUGACUAUAUAGUUAGAAAUUAAUUACAAGCUGGAUUAUAUUGGUACACAUGUGUCUCAGUGUGUUUGAUUGAACUGGGGACAGCUGCUACCGUGAGUUCAUAGCUCUUCCACUGGAAUGUUUAGAAGCGCUUUCUGUUUGGCCGUGCUUUUCCAAACUUUGCUUGCUUGCAAUUAUCGAGUUUUGACAGUUAUGGUAGUGUAUUUUGAUGGAAUGUUUUGGCAGGAUGGUAGUGUAUUUUGAUGGAUCAUUUUAUAUACAAUCUGUGAACUCAAUUCAAUCCAUAAAUGAUUGGGUUGGUUCAAGCCGGUUUCGAUUGUGAUAUUGUGGGUUGGAGAAUGAACCAAAUCUAAUAAAGUUUGGGAAAUUUCUUUUUUCA
Lathyrus oleraceus (garden pea) is the source of this 2099-nucleotide messenger RNA. RefSeq names its product DNA repair protein recA homolog 3, mitochondrial. Gene Ontology annotation, biological process: DNA repair. The record is from RefSeq and is a predicted model, not a curated record. Gene Ontology annotation, molecular function: single-stranded DNA binding; ATP-dependent DNA damage sensor activity; ATP binding. The transcript is spliced from 8 exons. Bases 161 to 1432 code for a protein of 423 amino acids. Lineage: Eukaryota; Viridiplantae; Streptophyta; Magnoliopsida; Fabales; Fabaceae.